Molecule: messenger RNA, 1728 nt
Organism: Chenopodium quinoa (quinoa)
Lineage: Eukaryota; Viridiplantae; Streptophyta; Magnoliopsida; Caryophyllales; Amaranthaceae
Product: IAA-amino acid hydrolase ILR1-like 5
Exons: 5
Coding region: 16-1311 (431 amino acids)
Biological process (GO): auxin metabolic process
Cellular component (GO): endoplasmic reticulum
Molecular function (GO): IAA-Ala conjugate hydrolase activity
Source: RefSeq, a predicted model, not a curated record
CUAAUUGAGUAAUUGAUGACUACUGUGAUACAACACAGUAUUCUUUCGAUUAUUAAUAUGUUACCAAUUUGGGUAAUCUUUUUAAUCUGGUUUUCAGCCAUUAAUCCCAUUUCUAGCUCUGUUAGUAGCAUCUAUGCAAAGCAAGUAUUACAAGAUGCAAAAAGAGAGAAAGAUUGGUUGGUAUCAAUUAGGAGAAGAAUCCAUGAAAACCCAGAACUCAGAUUCCAAGAAUUUAACACUAGUUCUCUAAUUAGGUCUGAACUUGACAAACUUAGCAUUUAUUAUGAAUAUCCAUUUGCUCAAACUGGUGUUGUUGCGAUCAUCGGGUCGGGUUCUUCACCCGUUGUGGCUCUCCGGGCUGAUAUGGAUGCCCUUCCUAUGCAGGAACUUGUAGAUUGGGAGCAUAAGAGUAAAAUUGAUGGAAGAAUGCAUGGCUGUGGACAUGAUGCUCACACUACAAUGCUCCUUGGUGCUGCUAAAUUGCUGAAUCAAAGGAAGGAUCGGCUUAAGGGAACUGUGAGACUGCUUUUCCAACCUGCUGAAGAGGGAGGUGCGGGUGCAUCUCACAUGAUACAGGAUGGUGCCCUUGGUGAAGCCAAGGCAAUUUUCGGAAUGCAUGUUGAAUUUACGACACUCACAGGGAGCAUAUCUUCUGUCUCAGGACCUUCUUGUGCAGCAGUGUCCAUGUUCAAAGUGAAAAUUGAAGGACAAGGAGCACAUGCUGCGGAACCUCAUAAAAGCAUUGAUCCAAUAGUGUCAACAUCAUUCAUUAUUUUGGCACUGCAUCAAGUCAUUUCAAGAGAAGCAAAUCCCCUUGAAAGCCAUGUACUAUCUGUUACAUAUGUCAAAGGUGGUACAGCUUUGAACAUCAUUCCUCCGUCUGUGGAGUUUGGAGGGACACUUAGGAGUCUAACCACGGAUGGCCUGCACUGGCUUCGACAGAGGUUAAAAGAGGUGGUCGAGCAUGGAGCUGCUUUACAUAGAGGUCGAGCAUAUGUUGACUUCAUUGAAGACUACCACCCUCCCUAUCCAGCUGUCAACAAUGAUGAUACUUUGCAUCAUCACAUUGAGGCUAUCGGUGGAGUUAUACUAGGUCCUAAGAAUGUCCUGCCGGGGCAGAAAAUAAUGGCAAGUGAAGACUUUUCCUUCUACCAAGAAAAGAUCCCCGGCAUCUUGAUUGGCAUAGGUAUAAGAAAUGAGGAAAUUGGUGCAGUACACUCCCCACAUUCUCCUUACUUCUUCCUUGAUGAGGAUGUUCUUCCUAUCGGAGCAGCAUUACACACCAUUUUUGCAGAGACGUAUCUCAGUUAGAUCCGAAGCUCUGAUAAGAUUUAGAGCAUGGACAACUCAACCCACCAGAUGAAAUAGUUUGCCAAUAUACAAAUUCUCGGAUUCUCUGUAUGUUAGCUAGACUAGCUGACAAGGCUGUAUUAUAUCUAUAACUGGAACUCUCUAGGUUGGCCUUUGUCCCUCAUAACUUAUCAAUAAAAAGAAAAGGCAGAUGUUUGGUCAUUACUUAUUCACGAUAUAUAGAAGAGAUCCAGCUACUGGUCACCUGAGAAAAUGCAUGCGAGACUUGACUUUUCUCAGUUGUUGUGCAGACUGAAAGAUCUGAAGGAGUGAAUAUCUUCUUGUAUAUUGUUAGGUUCAAGAGUGCAAAUUAUUGUAUACUAAUGUCAUGUUCUCUUCACCUUAUUUUUGCUGAAGUGAAUUUUUUUUUACCGAAGU